Molecule: messenger RNA, 3080 nt
Organism: Drosophila eugracilis
Lineage: Eukaryota; Metazoa; Arthropoda; Insecta; Diptera; Drosophilidae
Gene: Afg3l2
Product: AFG3-like protein 2
Exons: 4
Coding region: 257-2737 (826 amino acids)
Biological process (GO): protein-containing complex assembly; mitochondrial protein processing
Cellular component (GO): membrane; m-AAA complex
Molecular function (GO): metalloendopeptidase activity; ATP binding; ATP-dependent peptidase activity
Source: RefSeq, a predicted model, not a curated record
CCCUAUUUCACAAUCGCGCACCGCUCCGCGUAAUAAAUAAGAACGUUUUCAGCCAAAAUCAUUUGCAAGAAAAACCGAGAAAAUUCCAAACGAAACACGGUGUGCGAGGCGGCAACUUUCGGUGUCCGUUCGAAAUAUACACAAUAUUUCGAGACCAAAAUUGUGUCAGUGUAAAGUGCUUGGAGGCGGUGGCCACGCAAUCCGGGCGACCGAUCGUUGGAUAACCUAGCGCGAAAACCGUAAAACCGCCGUAGUCAUGGCGUUCCGGCUGCUUAGCUCAGCCAAAACGAUGGCCGGAAUGAUGCGGCGCAACUAUACGGCAGGUUCGCUAACGGGAAAGGUACAACGCACAUCCCCGACAGGUGCGACGGGUGUCGGUGUUUACAUACUGCCCAUGGAGCUAUCUCCCCUGCUCCGCUAUGUCGUCAAACAAAUCCAGCUGCUCUGCAAGAAGCCCCCAAAGGGUUUCGAGAAAUAUUUCGAAGCCGGUGGCAAGACCUCUGGCCAACCGAAAGGAACUGCCGGCGACAAGAAGUCCCCUUCGGGCUCAAGUAAAUCCGCCUCGGAGAAGCCCAGCACAUCGUCACCCGCCUCGGCUAAUCCCUCCCGAUCCCAAGCUGAAUCCAAAUCGGACUGGAAUUUCGGCAUGUUCAGUAAUAGCUCCAGGGGACCGGCGGGAAGGACAGGCAGUACGCCGGGAGGAAGGCCUUUAGGAGAGUCCGGUGGCGGCGGGGAUAGGGAGCGGUGGAUCCUUUUAGGCGCCAUCGGAGCCGUGGUUCUGGUAGGUUCGUUUGCCUUCUUCGAAAUGGGCUACAAGGAGAUCUCAUGGAAGGAGUUCGUCAAUAGCUACCUAUCGAAGGGCGUAGUGGAAAAGCUGGAGGUGGUCAACAAGAAAUGGGUGCGCGUGCGUCUUCAGCAGAACAGCAACAGCGGUAGUGGUGUCUUGUGGUUCAACAUUGGCAGUGUGGAUAGCUUCGAGCGGAAUCUUGAGACAGCCCAGACGGAGCAGGGAACGGAGUCCAUUAACUUUGUGCCCGUGAUCUACCGCAACGAGGUGGAAGCUGCCAGUUUAACGGGUUUGCUGCCCACACUGCUUAUCAUCGGCUUUUUGGUUUAUAUGAUGCGCAAGUCGGCGGAUAUGAUGGGUGGUGGCCGAGGACGUAAGGGUGGCGGCCUCUUUGGAGGCGUCAUGCAGUCCACCGCUAAGUUGACCAAUCCCACCGAGAUUGGAGUGGGUUUCAAGGAUGUUGCCGGUUGCGAGGAGGCCAAGAUCGAGAUCAUGGAGUUCGUGAACUUCCUGAAGAACCCGCAGCAGUAUAUAGAUCUCGGCGCCAAGAUACCAAAGGGGGCCAUGCUAACCGGCCCACCCGGCACGGGUAAAACGCUUCUGGCCAAGGCCACCGCCGGCGAAGCUAAUGUGCCCUUCAUAACCGUGUCCGGCUCAGAGUUUCUCGAGAUGUUUGUGGGCGUGGGACCUUCGCGUGUUCGUGACAUGUUCGCCAUGGCCCGCAAGCAUGCACCCUGCAUCCUAUUUAUUGACGAAAUCGACGCUGUGGGUCGGAAACGUGGAGGAAAGACCUUCGGCGGCCACUCUGAGCAGGAGAAUACCCUCAACCAACUUCUGGUUGAGAUGGAUGGUUUUAAUACAACAACGAAUGUGGUGGUGCUGGCGGCCACUAACCGUGUAGAUAUUCUCGACAAGGCCCUUAUGCGGCCGGGUCGCUUCGAUCGACAGAUUUAUGUCCCAGCUCCGGACAUUAAGGGCCGGGCGAGCAUCUUCAAGGUGCAUCUGGGCAACCUGAAGACAUCGCUAGACAAGAAUGAGCUGAGCAGGAAGAUGGCGGCUCUGACGCCUGGUUUCACAGGUGCCGAUAUAGCCAACGUGUGUAAUGAAGCUGCUUUGAUCGCUGCCCGCGACUCCAAGGAUUCGAUUAUUCUGAAGCACUUUGAGCAGGCCAUUGAACGUGUCAUUGCUGGCAUGGAGAAGAAGACCAAUGUCCUGGCCCCAGAGGAAAAGCGAACGGUGGCACACCACGAAGCUGGCCAUGCAGUGGCCGGUUGGUUCCUGGAGCACGCUGAUCCCCUGCUUAAGGUAUCAAUAAUCCCUCGCGGUAAAGGUCUUGGCUACGCCCAGUAUCUGCCUAAAGAUCACUAUUUGCUGUCCAAGGAGCAGCUGUUCGAUCGCAUGUGCAUGACCCUCGGUGGCCGUGUGGCCGAAGAGCUGUUCUUCAAUCGCAUUACCACUGGUGCUCAGGAUGAUUUGAAGAAGAUCACCGACAUUGCCUACUCCCAGGUGGUGCGUUUCGGCAUGAACGAGAAGGUCGGACAGGUUAGCUUCGAUGUGGGCCAGGCUGGUGAUCCGGUCUUCAGCAAGCCCUACUCAGAAGACACUGCCCAGCUAAUCGACGGCGAGGUGCGGUCUAUUAUCAAGUGCGCCCAUGAGGCCACCACUAGUCUCUUGACCAAGCACAAAGAGGAUGUGCAAAAAGUGGCGGAAAGACUGCUGCAAAACGAGGUUCUCAGUCGCGAUGAUAUGAUCGAGCUGCUGGGACCCCGACCAUUCAAGGAGAAGUCCACCUACGAGGAGUUCGUUGAGGGUACCGGCUCCUUUGAAGAGGACACCACUCUGCCCGAAGGCCUUAAAAGCUGGAACAAGGAAAAGGAGCGCCCAGAGCCCCUAGACUCUGGCACGCCCACUCCACCGCCCACCAAACCAGUAACUGCCCAGAGCAGUUAGGCCAGGUCUUUGAUGGUCAUGGUCUUGGGUGGAUGGGGAGUUUUGGUGAGGUAGUUCGAGGGUGCCGACAUCUCUUUGUUUUUGUUGUAGUCCCUCAACGCGGAACGGAGAAAACCCCGACCUGUGGCACAUUGAGAGGGCUCAAGGAGUUCCUAGACCUUCUGGAGUACCAGUUCUCCACGACGCGUUCAUCAUUGUUUUUGAAUAUUUUUAAGAUAGCCCCAUGGAUACCUCGUUCCAGUGUUGAGCAAAUAAGCGCUAGCCCGUACUAAAUUUCCCGUAUGCCGUAUUUUCAAACCUGUUAGUGUGGGAAAACGAAAUUAAACGAUGUUUUGAAGUCGAA